UUCCCUCCGUGUCAACUUGCCGUCCAAGCAGUGCUGUGAGUUAAAGUGAAGAUAUGCAACCUUAAUUUGGAGGGAAUAUUUUGCAACAACGCUAUUUACACAGUUCACUAUGUUAGAUCAAGGACAGUUACUAUAACUGGGGUUGUUGUUGGUCUUUCUUAGAGAAGAAGAAAGAACCAACUCUAUCUUUGAUAAACAUUUUUUAAUACAGCGUUAAACAGGUUGGCGUGAAAUAAAUGUCACUCAAAUAUGAUGAAUUGCUUACAAUAAAUAUCUCGUUUUGUGUAUAUUUCUAAGUCAGAUUUCUCGUCAAUCAUUACAUGCCGACUGUGGCUGAUGUUGACUGCUUGAUGUAUUGUGUAGAUCUAUACUGAAAAAUUACACCUCAGUGUAGGAGGGCCAAAAUGCAAAACGCCAAAAUGUGUGGCAGAGAACCAACACAGCGUCACUCUUCAAUCAACAGAGACAGACAUGUUUUAUUUUAUUUUAGUUUUAUUUUACACUGCAGAUUUUCAUCCACUCAACAAGUCUUUACGUUGAUGCCAUCGUCAUUGUUGCCUCCAAGUCGAUUAAUCUGAGAACGCCUUUUUUGGUAUAUUGAACAAUAAAUGUUAUUUCACUCUGUGUGUAAUUUGUUGUGUUUUGUGGCUGUUUGAAGUACUUUGUGCACUAAGUGCUCAUAGCAAACCUCAUCUCACUCAAAAGCUCCAGAGAGAAAAGCAGCUUUAACGUGAAGCCUGACCUACAGGAAAGGCUUCGUUAAAGCGUCGCUAAGGGUUUCUAUGGUUUCAUGUAGUUUGCGACCAGUUUAAAAAAAACUGGGUGGGUCUUUAAUGAGCUCCGUUGUGAAUAAAGCAAUAUAAUAACAUUUUUCAGCGCACUAGGAUCAGCUGCUUUCUACAUUUUGAGAGAGAACAAACAAUGCUGUACGUUUGAAUGUGCUGGUCAGGUUCUGUGACAUGAGCUGUUAGUUGUUUAUUGUACUGUUUAUGAUAUUAUUAUGUCUUUGUGAAACACAUUUAUGGAUGGUGAAGUUAAUGAAACUUAUAUAACCCUUGAAGGACAUGUAGAGUUGGACAGAUUCAGAUAUCUUUAUUUUGCAGUCAUGCUAGCAGCGUAUGUUUGUAUCGUCGUCUGUAACCUGACCAUUGUGUAUGUUAUAUGGACGCAUGAAAACCUCCAUGAGCCCAUGUACGUUUUCAUCGCCGCUUUGCUUCUGAACUCUGUUGUUUUCAGCACUAACAUCUAUCCCAAACUGCUGUCAGAUUUUCUAUCUGAGAAACAGAUUAUAUCAUAUUCGGCUUGUUAUUUGCAGUUUUUUCUCUUUUAUUCUCUAAGCGGCUCAGAGUUUUUACUGCUGGCAGCAAUGGCCUACGAUCGUUACGUGUCCAUAUGUAAACCUUUACAAUAUGCAACAAUAAUGGGGAGAAACACGGUUAGUAUUUAUUUGAGUUUGGCUUGGCUGGUGCCUGCCAGUGUGACCGGUGUGCAGGUGAUACUGAGCUCCAACAUUAAACUGUGUAGACUGAAUUUGGAUGGGGUCUUGUGUAACAAUUCAAUCUACCAUAUGUACUGUGUAAGCUCAAACGUCCACAUUGUAUUUGGUGCUCUUUCUGUGGCUUUCAUUGCUUUUUUCUCCCUGAUUUUUAUCGUUUUUACUUACAGCAGAAUAUUGAUCAUAUCCUAUCGUAGCUCUAAAGAAGUCAGAAAGAAAGCUGCUCAGACCUGCUCGCCCCACUUGCUGGUGCUGAUCAGUUUCUCCUGUUUGUGUGCGUUUGAUGUCAUCAUAGCUCGACUGGGAUCCAACCUUACAAACUUAAUCCGUUUAAUAAUGACUUUACAGGCAGUUUUGUAUCAUCCUCUAUUAAACCCAGUCAUAUAUGGUUUAAAAAUGAAGGAGAUAUCAAAACAACUGAAAAGGUUGUUUAAUCAAACUAAAGCUCAAUAAUGACAAAGUUGAUGUAUUGAUCUUAGUCUAUCAUCUGACACUUAUCGUUGGUAUUCCUAACUUUUUUAAAGUUAAUAUUAAAAUGUUAAGAUGUACAUCUAUAGUUUAAGGGAAGUAUGUGUGAAUUUUACAAAUGGCUGACAAAAACAACAGUAACACACAUUUGCUUAACCACAGAAUCUUGAAGACCGUCCAUCUCCUGUUGAAUGUUUUCAUGAUUGGUCCCAAGUUCCUAGUAUUAUGCUUUCUGUCUUUGAAUUAAACGCGUUUUCCAAAUGUG
Molecule: messenger RNA, 2228 nt
Organism: Xiphophorus hellerii (green swordtail)
Lineage: Eukaryota; Metazoa; Chordata; Actinopteri; Cyprinodontiformes; Poeciliidae
Product: olfactory receptor 52E4-like
Exons: 1
Coding region: 1022-1948 (308 amino acids)
Biological process (GO): G protein-coupled receptor signaling pathway; detection of chemical stimulus involved in sensory perception of smell
Cellular component (GO): membrane
Molecular function (GO): odorant binding; G protein-coupled receptor activity; olfactory receptor activity
Source: RefSeq, a predicted model, not a curated record